This is a messenger RNA of Sphaeramia orbicularis (orbiculate cardinalfish), 931 nucleotides long. RefSeq names its product small nuclear ribonucleoprotein polypeptides B and B1 (gene snrpb). The coding region runs from base 127 to 843 and encodes 238 amino acids. NCBI's taxonomy places the organism in Eukaryota, Metazoa, Chordata, Actinopteri, Kurtiformes, Apogonidae. Gene Ontology annotation, molecular function: RNA binding. The transcript has 7 exons. Gene Ontology annotation, cellular component: nuclear speck. The record is from RefSeq and is a predicted model, not a curated record.
CCUUUGUGAGCUAGUACGUCACUUCCUGUCUUCUGAGAUAAAGGCGGCCCGGCGGAGUCCCCGCGGCUGAAUUUUUAGGGUUUGUUCGGUGAAUCCGGGGGGAUCGGAGCCAUCAGAACCGCAAACAUGACGGUGGGUAAGAGCAGUAAGAUGCUGCAGCACAUCGACUUCAGGAUGAGGUGCAUCCUGCAGGACGGUCGCAUCUUCAUUGGGACCUUUAAGGCCUUCGACAAACACAUGAACCUGAUCCUGUGCGACUGCGACGAGUUCAGGAAGAUCAAGCCAAAGAACUCGAAGCAGCCAGAGCGAGAGGAGAAGAGGGUCCUGGGUCUGGUCCUGCUGAGGGGGGAGAACCUGGUCUCAAUGACAGUGGAGGGUCCGCCCCCAAAAGACACGGGGAUCGCCCGGGUGCCACUGGCAGGCGUGGCUGGGGGUCCAGGCGUGGGUCGAGCAGCGGGUCGUGGUGUUCCAGCCGGCGCUCCGAUGCCUCAGGCUCCUGCAGGUCUGGCAGGACCGGUUAGAGGAGUGGGCGGGCCUUCACAGCAGGUCAUGACCCCUCAGGGUAGAGGGACAGUUGCAGCAGCAGCAGCCGGAGCCAGCAUCGCAGGAGCGCCUACCCAGUAUCCACCUGGACGAGGAGCCCCGCCCCCAAUGGGCCGUGGAGCCCCGCCCCCUGGUAUGAUGGGUCCGCCCCCUGGCAUGCGGCCCCCGAUGGGUCCUCCAAUGGGGAUGCCUCCAGGUCGUGGUGCACCGAUGGGGAUGCCCCCUCCUGGCAUGAGGCCGCCACCCCCUGGCAUGAGAGGACCGCCCCCUCCAGGGAUGAGACCACCCCCUCGGCCCUGAGGAACCUCAGCCUCGCCUGUUGUAUAGAUAGUUUUUUUUAUGUUUUGUGUUUUUUUUAAUAAAGUGUCUUCAGGACGUUUCGAUUUCA